Molecule: messenger RNA, 879 nt
Organism: Rhodotorula toruloides NP11
Lineage: Eukaryota; Fungi; Basidiomycota; Microbotryomycetes; Sporidiobolales; Sporidiobolaceae
Exons: 5
Coding region: 1-879 (292 amino acids)
Source: RefSeq, a predicted model, not a curated record
AUGCCGCUCCCUCCUUCAGCCUACUCUGCCUUCCCGGUUGAGCGAACAGCAGCUCCGCCGGACGCGUGGGACGACUGGGAAGAGGACUACUCGAGGGACGAACGGCCUACUACGGAGCAGGCGAAAAACGCACGGCUGUGGCAGAACGCCAACGUCGUCAAGCCGACAUACUCUAUCCUACCCUCGUCCUCGGCCCGCGCCCCUCCUUCCGCCGCACUAGACGCCUCCACCGCCAACGGUCCUCCGCAACUGAAGAUCCUCAAGCGCCCUUCUCCCGCACCCAACGCUUCCGCCUCUUCUUCGAGCCGGACAUCGAGUAGUGAAGGGCGUGCGAGGCAGGAAAAGUCGCUGGCGGAGAGGGAGAAGGAGUAUGCGGAGGCGAGGAGACGGAUCUUGGGCGAGGAGGCGGUUGCGGUGAAGUCCUCGUCGUCGCCGUCGAGGAGGAAUGGGUCGGCGAAGGGUGUGCGAGAAGGGAUGGAGAAGCUGUCGUUGCAGGGUGGGUCGAAACGGGAUUCGUCGCCUGGGGAGACUGCUAGUCGCCCGACCUCGUCCAAGUCCGCUUCGCCCGCCAACACCAGCCGCCGAGAACGUCUCUCAAGCACCUCAUCUGCCUCGACACCUCGUAAUCUGUCUCAGUCGUCUCGCCCGCCCUUGACAAACGGAGCAUCUGCCGUACGUGCACCGAAGGGACCGAGCGAACAGGAUGGCCUUGAGCAGACUCGGCCCAACACCUCGCAUCCGACAUGCACAGAGUCGUCACAGCAGCAAAACGCCGCCUCCACAGGUGUCAUUGCCGCCACAGCGGACGAUUUCUGCGCCUACACCGCUAGCGUCCGCCCGCUACGCAGAUCUCUCGCACCGGAGAUGAGCACAUCGUAG